AUGUCAUCUAGCUCCACCAUUUACUCCCAGGGUUUCAAUUUCAGCGACUUCUUGCAGAAAGGUGUCGAUCCACGUACCGGUCAAUAUAUGUGUACGGUUGAUCUGUAUGAAGCACCAAUCCAAGCCAGAAACUGCCCUUCGUUUAAGCUAUCCUUGGGCUUCAAUCCUUUGAACACACAAGAUAUCGGAUUGGGUCAAGGAUGGUCAUUCAGCCUCCCUUCUUAUGAUCACCGUCAAUCGAAUCGGAUGGUCAGUCUUUCGACGGGCGAGUCCUUCCGAGUUACGGAAACAUCCAGCGCCAUUUUCACGACUGAUCAAAAGCUCAAAAGCUCAAUCGUGAAGAAGCUAGACUCCAAUUCCUACCAGAUCACUUACAAAUCGGGGCAAGUCGAGACUCUGUCGAAUUUCAACAAUAGAUAUAACAAGUCUGUUCUUGUUGACUUAUAUGCCUCCACCGGUCGCUCACUCUCAUUCACGUGGUCUGCACUUGGCGAGAUUCCUCGCCUCGAGAAAAUCCAGCAAGGUUCAGAGGUUCUCCUUGAGAUCAAGUAUGGAGCAUCUCAAGUCGACAUAACAAAAGCUCCGAAUACCUCUGAGGCUACUUCAUUUACUCUCAUUCAAAGGAACAAUCAGCUGACGGAAAUUAAAUUGCCUUGGGAAGGAGCAUCCUGGAAGUUCACCUACGAGAAAUUUGGUCAAAUAGUCCAUCUAAACAAUGUAACCAGCCCGUCUGAUCUUGUUGAGGAAAUCCGAUACCGAGCACAAGGGCAUCGAUUGCCAACAGGUGCGCUAUACCAGGCAAUCCCCUAUGCCAUAUCUCAUAUUGCACGCCCUGGCAACGCACAGCCUCCGAUCACAACCUCCUACACCUACUCGGAUUACAAUUUUCUUGCAUAUGGCAGCAGUCACAACUGGAGAGACGGGGAAGACAAUCUAUUUCUCACCCGGGAUGAAUACCAGUACACUGCAACUGUUCGAAUUGAAGGCGGGACUGAGACGAAGCAUACUUACAAUAAGUUCCAUCUUCUUGUCAGCUCCGAACAACAGAAAGGCACAAAACAAGUCAUCCAGAAAAUCACUUACCAUGCAAAUCCAUUCGCAACAUUUGAAAACCAGCCUGCGCAGUAUCAAUUACCUAAAACUGUCGAAGUUACCUAUAGGGAUGCGGCCAGUCAGACAUCUCGCACAGAAGUCAGCCAUCAUGUCUUUGAUGAGUGGGGGAAUCCAUUGAGCGAUAUAAAGCCAACUGGCAUCAAGAUAGAUCGCAUUUACUAUCCACCAGGCGGCGAAAGUGGAUCUUCCACAGGCUUGAAUUGCCCACCCGAUCCCCAUGGCUUCCAGAGAUAUUUGAAAAAAGAGACAGUAACACCAGCCAAUGGUCUUCCAGGGCCAACUCGCAGUGAAAGCUAUGCAUAUGUCCAAAUGCCCACAGCGACCGGUGCAAAGGCAACUUAUCUUGUUGUCGUUCAACAACGGCAGAAUAUGGAAGGGAGUCGACUUUUGACCAAGUUCGAAUACACUUAUAUGAACAGUGCUACAUCAAGAGAUCAUACCCGCCUUCAGCGACAGGUGACACGCCUGUUUGACCUAUAUCCCACAACACAGACUUGGAGCUAUACGUAUCCCAACAGUAGCCAGUUUUUACAGGCUAUGAAAACCACAACUUUCGAUGAUUCUACAACAGCAGAAGAGACAGGCUACUCGAUGUGGUCUGGAUUGACAGUAUCGCACAAGAACGAAGCCGGCAUUUUCACCCACUUAUACUAUGACAGCCUCGGGCGCUCAAUCAAAACAAUCAAUGCUCCAGGGACGCCCUACGAAUCUGUUGAAAGUCAGGAUUACACCCUCCUUGGAAGUAACAAUGGAUCCCGUAGGACGGUGACUGACGCAAAGGGCUUAAAAAUUCACUACAUCACAGACGGGUUAGAGAGGCUUCGGCGAGUUGAGAAACAAGAUCAUGAUGACCACGUCUUUCGGGUGAUCCAAGAGAACAGCUAUAACGCUCAGGAUCAACUCAUUGCAACUUCUGAGAUUGAUUGGCUGAGAACCGAAACGAUAGGGUCACCGGUUGAGCAAAGGAUCAAUAAAUCCAUGGAACAUGAUGAUUGGGGCAAGGUUAUCAGAGUGUCAGAAAGAUCUGGGUUGCGUACGUUGUCCCAUACAGAUCCGAUCACCAAUACGAAAGUUGAAGGCAUUGAAGGCGAGGGUAUGACCAAAACCAGAUUGAAUCUCUUUGGCGCCCCCACACAGAUAGCACUACACCUAAGUGACAAAAACAGCACACUAUACAGCAAGAUCGACUACACUUAUGAUGGCUUGAAUCGACUUGUCAGUCAAAAAGAUAUCCUGGGUCGUACAACACAGUACAAAACAGAUUCCUUCGACCGUGUAAUUGAGACCAUUUGGCCUGAUGCUCGUGGGGUAAAGACGCAGUAUGCAAGCCAGACCACAGCCGUACUACCUACUUCAGUAAAGCUAAAUGACAAGCUCGUUGGUGAGCAAACUUUUGAUGGAUUAGGUCGUGUUACACGGAAAGUAAUUGGCACACGAACUACCAGUCAAAUCUAUCAAGGAAUCUCACCCGAGCCUGCGCAAAUAAUAAACCCAAAGGGAGAGCAACACAGCCUAACCUAUCACCCAGUUUUAGACGGCGCACUUACGCAGUUGACCAGUAGCAAACAUACAGAUACUUAUCAGUACGACGCUCGAAAUGCUGCUCCGUUGCAGCUCAAAGGUCCUGAUGCGACCCAUGAUUUGCAAUAUUCAACCUCUGGACUACUUUCUCAGGAAGCCAUUAAGGUCACUGGAGGCCAGCUAUCUGUAACUAAGUACACCUACUCGAUGGCCGGAAGAUUGCAAAAGGCGGAUACGAAUGGUGAAUUGCACGAGACGCAUUAUGAUGCAUUUGGAAGACCUCAGCGAGUGGUACAAGGCAGAUUGAGUGUGUCCUUUGUAUAUGACAAUGCAAGCCGCGUAACCGAAAGUCGUGUUGAAGAUGGAGAGAAGAAGACCAAAAUAACUACGGCUUUUACCUACGACGAUUUUGGCCGGGAAAUCAAGCGAUCUGUGAACACCGGAGAAUCAACCUUGCUAUAUACUCUUAGCCAGACAUACAAUGGAAUCGGUCUUGUGGCUUCUCGCCGUCAGGAGAAGAGCGGCAGUGUUGUGGUGCGGAGCGAAAGCUUCGAAUACGAUGUUCAUAACCGUCUCGUCGACUACCAAUGUCAAGGAAAUCAGCCCCCUGCUGAUAAACAAGGAAAUCUACUUAAAAAGCAGCAAUUCGAAUUCGAUGACUACGACAACAUUGUUCGAACUUCUACGGUUUUUCAAGACGACAGCUCGAAUAUCUCUGUGAACUCUUUUAGCGCACAAGAUCCUACUCAACUCAUCCGGAUUACCAACACACAUACAACUUACCCCUCCCAGGUGAGCCUCGAGUAUGAUCAGAAUGGCUGCUUAACGCGCGACGAACAAGGCCGAAGUCUGGAGUACGAUAACUUGAGUCGCUUAAUUUGUGUGCGAGGUGCCAACGACAAUAUCCUUGCUCAAUAUCUGUACGAUGCAGCUGGAAAACUGGCCUCUCAGAAAGUGCCCAAUCAACCAGACACUACCUUCUUUUAUCGAGGAUCCCUUGUCGCAGUACAGAAAGGAGAACGACAUGUGAGCUACUUGUCUAACGGAUCUGAAUAUUGGGGUGAAACAAUCUCUCAACAAGGGGGAGACACCAAAACUCAUCUGUGGGCUUCAGAUUGUCAACAAUCUAUUCUCACCACGAUGAAUUCUCAAAAUCCUGAUCAGAUUCAAUACCAGCAGUACACACCAUAUGGUUGCUCCGGCCUUGAAGCUGGAAACUCAUUCUCCUCCAUAAGCUUCAAUGGACAAUGGCGAGAUCCCAUCACUGGAUGGUACCAUCUAGGCAACGGGUACCGAGUUUACAAUCCCCAGCUUAGGCGAUUCCAUACACCUGAUCCUUGGAGUCCAUUUGCAUCGGGUGAGAUCAAUCCUUAUGUAUAUUGUUUAGGAGAUCCGAUCAAUCGAGUCGAUCCGAAUGGUCAUUUCAGUCUCUUCGGCAUGAAGUUUGGUUGGAAAGAUCUUAUCAUGGUGACCAUUGGAAUUGCCGUUAGUAUAGGUGUUGGUAUCCUCACGGGUGGUGCAAGCUUAGCUAUACAGAUUGGUGUUGGUAUUGCCGCAGGUGUUGCCAGCGACGUGGUAGCCGGUAUGAUUGGAAGUGCGGCAGAAGGGCAAGCGAUAACUUGGAGAAGCGUCGGUUUAGAUGCGCUUGGUGGACUGAUUGGUGGAAUAGGUGGCGAGAUAGGUGGGCAAGCUCUAAAGCAGGGGUUCAGAGCUACCAAAGCCUUGCCAGUGGCUCUUAAAAAGACAGUAGGCCGAGCUGCCUCGUACACUGUUACAAAAGAAGUGGCUGGUGGCGUCAGUAGGAGUGUGUCGGCAGCUGUGAAGAGCGGGUUGAGAGGUUCCGUUCGAGGGUUGAUUCCAGGGCAAGUGGCAUCACGAAAAUUAGUGCCUCUUCUUGCCCCCGAUCCUCAGGAUGAAGGCGAGGAAUCUCAACAAGGGCCUUCGAAUUUAUCAUCGAAUAGCGGUAGCGAAGCUUUCACAGCCAAUCCGCUAGGGCGUUCUGGGCCUGCUCAAAUUGGUAGCCAGUCUUUCUACCUUGACAGAGGAUCCUCUAUAACGAGAGAUAUCAUACGGCCUCUCAUGAAAGAUGGUGAUGAAACCGCUCUGUCGACAUCAUCUAUGAGUAACUAUGGUACGGAGGCUAGCGCUGGACAGUCCGCCGUUGCAAAUCUGCUUAAUCGUAGUAUUAGGUUUACUUAUGGUCCACUGACGGAUAGGCAAUCUGAAGAAGACUCUUAG
Molecule: messenger RNA, 4872 nt
Organism: Sclerotinia borealis F-4128
Lineage: Eukaryota; Fungi; Ascomycota; Leotiomycetes; Helotiales; Sclerotiniaceae
Source: the annotation of a GenBank genome assembly